ACAUCACUGAUGUGUAAUAAGAACCUUACAUAUUUUUUUGAGAUUCAUGAAACUUUUAUUAAUAACUGUUAGCUUGCAGCAAUGUUGAUUAACGAGGCUUUUCAGAGACAAUUAUCUACCAUUGUCGAGGUAUUAGUUGCAGCGGCAGUUGCGGAGAUGGGCAGACUCCUCGAUGAGUGCUCUGCUUUUGUUAUGCCUCUAAAGUUGGUCCAGCAGAAUGAGGAAAGUAUUUUGCUGAAGAGUAGGCUUCAACGUGUGAACAAAACCAAGACGAGACAAUUUUCAUCAUUCAUGAAGAUGUUGGGUAAAACAUCAUUGGAAAAAAUGGCCAUGUUAAUGAAGGUAAUCAUGGUCGAAAGGGAGAGGACUGCCAAGGGCAUGAGCGCCCAGAGGCGUGUCAGUCGGGCAAGGGGGACAGAGGAAGGAGCACCAAGAGGAGACAGUCUUCAUUUCCACAACUACUGCACUGACACUGUCUCUGAGAGUGCUCACCAAGAGGAGGAUGACUUUAACCCCCAGACCUCACCUGCCUCAGAGACGCAAGACAACCAGAGAAACAUGGAGCCAAACUCAGGCAGGAAUGGAGAAGAUGCCCAGUGUGGAGGGGAACCUACUGGAGAUGUGGUAUUGCUCUCUGAAUUUGAUCAUCAAGAGGAAGUUCACCUUAAUCCCCAGCUCUCACCUUCAUCAGACCCAGAGAAACAACAUGGCAAACCCUCAAACAUGGAGCCAAACCCAGGCAGGAUUGGAGAAGCUGUCCAGAAUGGUGAUGUCCAGAAUGGUGAUUCUUCAAAUACAGACCAAAAUCCAGAUGCAAGUGAUGCCACCGGAGCAGUGAAGAGGCCAUUCAUUUGUGACGUUUGUGGAAAGUGUUUCGAUUGGAGAUGCACGCUUAAAGCCCACCGUAAUCAUCACACCAAACCCUUUAGCUGCCCACAGUGUGGGAAAUGUUUUGGUACGAAGACUGGGUGUAAUAAUCACCUCUUGGCGGUACAUUCUAAAGACAAGUCCUUCAAAUGCACAGAUUGUGGGAAGAAGUUUGCUUUGAGAAAAGGUUUCGUCAAACACAGGGAUUUCAACCCAACUCUGCAUACCUGCACAACAUGUGAAAAAUCGUUCUGUGGGGAACGUGCGCUAAAACGGCACAACUUCAGUGAUCACCCGGAAAAGGCAUACAUCUGCUCUUUGUGUCCAAAAACCUUUCGGUCAUGGCCGAUAUGGAAACGUCAUAAGGCAGAGCACUCGGGAGAAGAAGUAUUGCUGUGAAACCUGUGGCAAGCUUUUCUGUUCAUCUUCAUCCUUAGCCAGUCAUCAGAGAACAACUCAUAGAGCAAAGGCUUAUAGCUGUGAUGUAUGUACUAAAGGUUUCAGGGAUGUAACCAAUUUCCAAAAACAUAUGACCUCCCACAUUAGAAAAGGCCAUGUUAGUCUAGAAAAAGCUUUUGCCUGUAGUGUAUGUGACAAAUGUUUCUCAUGUGCACGCACUUGGCGAUCAUCUGACCAUCCAUAUCGGAGUAAAAUGUUUUGGUUGUAGC
Molecule: messenger RNA, 1535 nt
Organism: Oncorhynchus mykiss (rainbow trout)
Lineage: Eukaryota; Metazoa; Chordata; Actinopteri; Salmoniformes; Salmonidae
Gene: zo6
Product: Oocyte zinc finger protein XLCOF6
Biological process (GO): regulation of transcription by RNA polymerase II
Molecular function (GO): DNA-binding transcription factor activity; RNA polymerase II cis-regulatory region sequence-specific DNA binding
Source: RefSeq, marked provisional